AUGGAGGUAGGAGAAUGCAAUGUAAUCAUUCAGAGGCCGGUACUGGAUGAGCAGAGACUGGAGAGUCUAUCAGAGAGGCAGGGCCACAAUCAAAAUCAACCUUCAGUUGCUGAACGUCUCAAACGCUGCACCAGAUGUACUGUGCCAAGGCUGAAGAAGCUACUGUAUUGUUGCUUUCCUAUCCUCCACUGGAUACCGCAAUACUCCAUCAAAGAAUAUGCAGUGCCUGAUGUCAUAGCAGGCAUUAGUGUUGGAAUUAUGCACCUGCCCCAGGGAAUGGCCUAUGCUUUGCUGGCUGCUGUCCCUCCAGUAUAUGGUCUGUACACAUCCCUGUUCCCUGCAUUGGUAUAUUUCUUCUUCGGCACCUCCAGACAUAUCUCUAUUGGCACGUUAACUGUCCUCAGUCUCAUGGUGGGCACCGUGACAGAGAAUUUGGCUCCAGAUGAGAACUUCCUCAUUAACGGCACCAACUCAACAGCUGAGAUUGAUGUCGUGGCCAGAGACCUGCGCAGAGUGCAGGUUGCAGCGGCCACCACAGUCCUGGCAGGAUUUAUUCAGGUGUUUUUGGGACUGGUGCAGUUUGGCUUUGUAGCCACAUACUUGUCGGAGCCAUUGGUACGGGCCUACACCACUGGAGCUGCAUUCCAUUCAGUGGUGUCACAGCUGAAGUACCUGUUUGGAGUUUCACCUACUCGCCACAGUGGUCCCCUUGCUAUUGUCUAUACCCUGAUUGGUGUUUGCUCACUGCUGCCUAAGACUCACCUCCCAACCCUUGGGGUCAGUAUCAUAUCCAUAGUGAUUCUGGUUGCUGCCAAGGAAUUCAAUGCAGCCUUCAGGCACAAGAUGCCUGUGCCUAUCCCUGUGGAGCUCCUCUUUAUUGUGAUAGCGACCCUGACUUCAACCUAUGGAGGCCUAAGUGAUUACAAAAUCCUUGUUGUGGGGGAAAUUCCUUCCGGACUGCGCCCACCUACUGUGCCUGACAUCAGCCUUUUUGGAGAAGUCUUUGGGGAUGCUUUUGCCAUAGCUAUUGUGGCUUAUGCCAUCUCUAUCUCGCUAGGGAAAACAUUUGCGCUUAAAAAUGGAUACAGAGUGGACAGUAAUCAGGAACUUGUGGCACUGGGCCUCAGUAACACUGUGGGAGGCUUCUUCCAGUGCUUCGCUGUCUGCCCCUCCAUGUCCAGAAGUCUAGUCCAGGAGAGUACUGGUGGCAAAACCCAGUUGGCAUCAAUCUAUUCUGCUGUGAUAGUGCUGGUAACAGUACUAAAACUUGGAUAUUUGUUUGAGGAACUGCCUAAGGCUGCUCUUGCUGCCAUCGCCAUUGUAAAUCUUAAAGGAAUGUUCAAGCAGCUAUAUGACAUUGUGACUCUGUGGAGAAGCAGCAAGGUUGACCUGCUCAUAUGGCUGGUCACAUUGGUGUCCACACUGCUCUUAAAUUUGGACAUGGGUCUUGGGGCAUCCAUUGCCUUUGCCAUGCUGACAGUUACCUUCAGGACCCAGAGACCAAGGUACUCUCUGCUGGGUCAUGUUCCUGGAACCGAACUGUAUAUGGACAAGGAGACACACAAAGGGGUAAAAGAGGUUCCCGGUAUCAUAAUUUUCCGCUCUUCAGCUACAGUGUACUUUGCCAAUACUGAAUUUUAUUUGGCGGCCCUGAAGAAAAAGAGUGGACUAGACAUCAGUGAAAUAAUUGCCUACAAGAAGAGAAAAGAGGCCAAGCAAAAGCGUAAAGAUGAGGAAGCUGCAAAAAAGGCCAAGAAGGAGGCCAAGAAGGAGGCUAAGAAGGAGGCCAAAAGACUGGCAAAAUCUAUUAAGGAAGCAUCUCAGGAUACUGAAGAAGUAGAAGAACACUGGAAGGAAAAUGGAGUGGAGAUAAAAGAAGCAGUGGAGGAUGGACAAUUACCAGAGAAGAGCUCAGUCAUACCCUACUUUUCUCCUGACUUCCCUAGUUUGGACACAGCUCAGAACAACUGGGUCAAUUCGACCGUCAUGGACCCGGACACUAACACUGAGGGGUCGACAGAGAAGGAAGAGACAAAGGACAAGGACACUGAUGCUGUACAGGAAACUGAUGUGGAAACUUCCAGUCCGGCCCCGGAAAAGGCAUCUCGGGGCUCACUGGGCAAGUGGACCUGGGACAUCCACACCAUCAUACUGGACCUUUCCACAGCCAACUUCAUUGACACAGUGGCUAUCAAACUGUUGAGAAAUAUUAUCCGAGAUUAUAGUGAGAUUGACGUGGAUGUUUUCUUGGCUGGAUGCCAAGUCUCUAUAGUAGAAGACAUGGAACGUGGCGGAUUCUUCUCAGAUCCCGUCACUAAAGAGUGCCUGUUUCCCACAGUCCAUGAUGCCGUGGUGAACAGUCAGUUUUACAGAGAUAAUGCCUUAACCCCUAAUAAGGAUGUUAUACAGGACAUAAUUAGUACCAGGUUUUAA
Molecule: messenger RNA, 2433 nt
Organism: Sardina pilchardus (European sardine)
Lineage: Eukaryota; Metazoa; Chordata; Actinopteri; Clupeiformes; Clupeidae
Product: solute carrier family 26 member 6-like
Exons: 20
Coding region: 1-2433 (810 amino acids)
Biological process (GO): transmembrane transport
Cellular component (GO): plasma membrane
Molecular function (GO): chloride transmembrane transporter activity; secondary active sulfate transmembrane transporter activity; oxalate transmembrane transporter activity
Source: RefSeq, a predicted model, not a curated record